Molecule: messenger RNA, 8765 nt
Organism: Dermacentor silvarum
Lineage: Eukaryota; Metazoa; Arthropoda; Arachnida; Ixodida; Ixodidae
Product: fatty acid synthase
Exons: 27
Coding region: 320-7891 (2523 amino acids)
Biological process (GO): fatty acid biosynthetic process
Molecular function (GO): oxidoreductase activity; phosphopantetheine binding; 3-oxoacyl-[acyl-carrier-protein] synthase activity
Source: RefSeq, a predicted model, not a curated record
UCGCCUCCUCGCUGCCGGAGUCGGUCCCCCUCCGCUGCGUCUGUAUUUCAGCCGGCGGCUGCCAAGACCAGCUUCCAUUCAUUCAAUCGCUACUUCUCCGGUGCGAGUGAGCCGCCCGUCGCCCUCCCAGGAAUACACCGCGACUACAAGAACAAAACCACACUACAGCAACCUUAAACAGCGGCCCGCCGCCACCGAAACAAGAGCUCAACGAGAAGCAGCCAACCUAUUUGCCCCGGCUUCGCUUCAAGCAUUUAUGAGGAACAUCACCGGCCGGCGACGUUAAAUCCAAAGAGAGAAAGAAAACACACAGAUAACCAUGACAGACGAGGACGUUGUGAUCACUGGCUUCUCAGCCUACUUCCCCCAAGCAGACCACCUUGCAGAGUUCAAGGAGAAGCUCUACGCCGGCGUCGAUUUAGUCACAGAGGAUGAGACGAGGUGGCCUCGAGGUCUCCUGGGCCUCCCCGAACGAUCGGGCAAGAUCCGCGACCUGUCGCAGUUCGACGCGCAGUUCUUCGGUGUGCACCCCAAGCAGGCGCACGUGAUGGACCCGCAGCUGCGGCUCUUCCUGGAGACCUCGUACGAGGCGAUCGUGGACGCCGGUUACGACCCGGCGACGCUGCGCGGACGCAAGGUGGGCGUCUUCAUCGGCUCCUCCGAGUCCGAGACGGACGAAGCGUUCAACGUGGACACGGACAAGAUCGACGGGUACGCGCUGGUCGGAUGCUGCCGGGCCAUGUUCUCCAAUCGCAUCUCCUACUCGCUCGACCUACACGGCCCGAGCUUCACUGUUGACACGGCGUGCUCGUCGACGAUGACGGCCCUGAACCAGGCCAUGCUGGCGCUUCGUUCCGGACAAUGCGAGGCGGCCAUCGUGGGUGGCAGCACACUCACGCUCAAGCCCACCACGUCCCUCAACUUCUUUCGCCUGGGCAUGCUCUCCCCAGAUGGCAAGUGCAAAGCAUUCGACUCGGAUGGAAAGGGAUACGUCCGAAGUGAAACCGUUGGCGUCUUCUUCCUUCAACGGGUUUCUGAGGCCCGCCGUAUCUACGCCAAGCUGAUCCACGUCAAGUCCAAUGCGGACGGCUACAAGACAGAAGGAAUCACAUUCCCAUCAGGCAAGGUUCAGGAACAGCUUUUGCGCGAGGUGUACACUGAAGCCAAAGUUGAUCCACACAAAGUGGGCUACGUCGAGGCCCACGGCACGGGCACCAAGGUUGGUGACCCACAAGAGUUGGGUGCCAUCAGCAACGUUUUUUGCGGGCCCGGCCGCGAGAAGCCGCUCAAGAUUGGCUCUGUCAAGAGCAACAUGGGACACUCCGAGGGCGCAUCUGGCGUCUGCUCAAUGGCCAAGGUCAUCCUAGCCAUGGAGACGGGCACCAUCGCGGGCAACCUGCACUUCAAGGAGGCCAACCCCAACAUCCCGUCCCUUCACGACGGCACCAUCGAGGUGGUGAACAAGGCGUCCCCGUUCCCUGGCGGCCUGGUCGGCAUCAAUUCGUUCGGCUUCGGCGGCGCCAACGUGCAUACCAUUCUGGAGGCGAACCCGGCACCACAUGUGGACAGCCUGCCACGCGAGAAGCCAGAGCUGCCCAGGCUGGUCCUCAUGGCAGGGAGGAACAAGGACUCGCUGGCGAGCACUCUGGACCGGGUCGAAGCUGAGGGUCCAUACCCGGACUCGGCAUACGCUCUCCUGAACAAGGUCGGCCAGCCCAGCGUGAACCAGUUCCCCUACCGAGGCUUCGCCGUGCUCCCUGUCGAUGGCUCGGGCAAGGACGCCAUCAAGGUGUCCGAACAGGCUCCGUUCGAGAAGCGGCCCCUGUGGUUUGUCUUCACCGGCAUGGGCUGUCAGUGGAAUGGCAUGGCCCGCCAGAUGAUGCAGUUCGACGUGUUCGCCAACUCCAUUCGCAAGUCUCACGAGCUGCUCAAGCAGUUUGGCAUUGACCUCAUCGACCUGGUGACCAGCGACAAUGCUGACAACCAGACCAUGGUGUCGCCGUUCGUCUCCAUCGCAGCCAUUCAGGUGGCGCUUGUUGAUAUGCUUCGUGCCGUCGGUGUGCAUCCGGAUGGCAUUGUGGGUCACUCGGUGGGAGAAAUCGGGUGUGCCUACGCUGACGGAGGCUUCACCGCAGAGCAGACUGUGCUGUGUGCUUACUGGCGAGGCCGCUGCGUCGAGCUGGGAAGCCUGCCCAAGGGGGCCAUGGCUGCUGUCGGCCUGACGUGGGAGGAAGCAAAGAAGCGCUGCCGCGACGGAGUCAUCCCCGCGUGCCACAAUGCCGAGGAUUCGGUGACAGUGUCCGGACCGGCCGAGGCCGUGGCCAAGAUGGUCGCCGAGCUCAAGGCUGAGAAUGUUUUCGCCCGCGAGGUGAACAGCCUGGAGGUGGCCUUCCACAGCCCGCACAUGCAGAGCAUUGGACCUGCACUCCGGCAGGCUCUCGAAAAGGUGGUGCCCCAGUCUAAGCCCCGCACUGAGCGCUGGGUGAGCUCUUCGGUGCCCGAGAGCCGCUGGGACGAGCCCAUGGCCAAGCGCUGCUCGGCCGAGUACCACGUGAACAACCUGCUCUCGCCCGUGCUCUUCCGCGAGGCCCUCCAGCACGUGCCCAGCGACGCCAUCUUGGUUGAGAUUGCGCCGCACUGUCUUCUGCAGGCCAUUCUGCGGCGUGCUGUGGGCAACGCCACCUGCCUGGGCCUGAUGAAGCGAAACGAGGACAACACCAGAUUCUUCCUGAACUCUCUGGGCAAGCUGCACACCUUGGGAGUCCAGCUGGACCUGACCCCGCUCUACCCACCCGUGCCGUUCCCAGUACCGCGCGGCACCCCUAGCAUCGGCCAUCUGGUCAGCUGGGACCACUCGCAGCAGUGGACCGUGGUCGGGUGGAACGACUUCUCCACUUCGGCUCAGGUUUCCGAGGAAGUUGUCGAGGUCGACCUGGAGGCCAACGAAGGUGACGCUUUCCUGGCUGGCCACCAGUUGGACGGCCGCGUGCUGUUCCCUGCAACUGGCUACAUGGUGCUGGCCUGGAAGUCGCUGACCAAGCGGUCCGGCAAGCCAUUCCACCAGGUGCCCGUGGUGUUCGAGGACGUCACCCUGCACCGGGCCACCAUCCUUCCCAAGAGCGGCUCCGUGAAGUUCCUGGUGAACAUCAUGCGUGCCUCUGGCGAGUUUGAGGUGUGCGAGGCUGGCAUGGUGGCCGCAAGUGGCCACAUCCGCAUGGCCGAAGAAGGCGAGAAGCUUUUGGACAAGGAGCCACCCGGCACACCUACUGAGACUGUCACCUACGAGCUAGAGACUGAGGACAUUUACAAGGAGCUCAGGCUUCGGGGCUACGAGUACUACGGAGGUUUCCAGGGCAUCAUCAAGGCCGACCUCAACAAGCCGUACGGCAAGCUAAAGUGGGAAGACAACUGGGUCACCUUCAUCGACACCAUGCUGCAGUUCAGCAUCCUGGGCAACCCACAGCGAACCUUCAACCUGCCUGUCAGGAUUCAAUCAUGUCGCGUUGACCCCGCAGUCCACGCCAAGGUCGUCGAGAAGGCCGGAGAUGCAGGCAUCGACAUUGUCUACGACCGCUACCUCAACACGUGCCGCGCUGGUGGUGUCGCCAUGCGAGGCCUCAAGGCCAGCAUCGCCCCGCGGCGGGCCGUGCAGCAGACGCCGUUCCUCGAAGAGUACCAGUUUGUGCCAUACGCAGACGACGAUUCUGCUCGCAACGAGCGCGAGUCCUGUGUCCGGGAGUACGUCGAGGUGUGCUGCGGCAUUGCACGGCGUGUCCUCGAGUCAUGUGGCAAGAACAAGGCACAAAUCUCGGAUGUUAUGAACGGCUUCCGUGAGGCUCCCGAACAAGUGCUCAACCGCUACCUCGAGAACCCGGGCGAGAACCACGGCCUCCUCAAAGUCCUGGCUGCCAUCCAAAAACAGGCCAACGGCUCCGCCGCGUCUUUGGUCGCCACCGUCCAGACGGCCCUAACAGCCCACAAGGAAGACCUGGAACGGGACUUUCUCAACACUGUGCUCUUCGAAGAGGACCCACUGCGGUACCUCUUGGACGUCGUGGUUGAGAACACGAGCACCAAGAAGAUCCGCGUUCUGGAGUUGGCAGGCGAAGGUGGCGUGGUGCUGGCGCCGUGGGUGACAGAUCUGCUGCGCCUGUCAAACAUCUUGCUCAAGACGGACUACACCGUGGCCCACCCAGCUCCGGACACGAUCGCGGCCGAACAGCUUCCGGAAGGAACGAGAACGGUAACGUGGGACCCUGCCUCGGCUUCCAAGAACGGCCUUCCCGAGGCUGACUUGAUUGUCAUGCGCGGUGUUGCCGGCACAUCCGGCAAGAGCCUGGAGUCUCUGGCCGAGGAACUCUCCUCACAGUGCAAGGAGCACGGCUUCGUCCUGCUCGCCCAUCGCACAGCCCUCACUCCGGCUGAGAUGUUCCUGUCGACUGUCGGCAAGGUCCCACUCCGGGUCCACGCCAGCGCGACCGUAGAGGCGGCGUUCCGUGCCCGCGGAUUUCAUGUGGUCGGCCUCAAGUCCAACAACGUCUCUACACUGCUCCUGCUCAGGAAGACAUCGACAGCGGCCAUCGACCCAUCCAAGCAGGAGGUGAUCCGGGUUAAGAACGCCGGAUACGACUGGGUCGAGCCCCUCAAGACCAAGGCAGCCGAAUACGAGAGCAGGCCCGUUGGCGAAAAUGUCUGGCUGCUCGCCGAGGACGUGGCCAUCAGCGGAGUCGUGGGACUGACCAACUGCCUCCGGCAGGAAACCGGUAGCCACAUCAGGUGCAUAUUCAACGCAAGCGUCAAGGGAUCGAACAAGGUCGCCGACUUCAGCCCAAGCAACCCGGCGUACAAGGACAUACUGGAGAAGGACCUGGUCAUGAACGUAUACCGUGAUGGGCAGUGGGGAUCAUACAGGCACGUGGUCACACAGUCUGAUGGAGCCCCGAAGACCACCACGCCGUACGCCUUCCUGAACGUGCAGACCCGAGGUGAUCUGUCGAGCCUGAAGUGGUACGAGUCUCCGCUGCGAUACGCGUCGCCGUCUAGCAGUGCGGACGGAGUCCUGUGCAGUGUGUACUACGCUCCGCUCAACUUCCGAGAUAUCAUGCUGGCCACUGGAAAGCUUCCGCCGGAUGCCCUGCCUGGCAACCUGGCCACAUCCGACUGCGUCCUCGGCCUGGAGUUCUCGGGCCGCGACCCGAAGGGGCGCCGAGUCAUGGGAUCCGUGGCUGCCCAAGGCAUGGCCACGGCAGUGGCCGCCGACCCGGGCUUCCUGUGGGAGGUGCCCGAGUCGUGGAGCCUCGAAGAGGCCUCGACAGUUCCAGUUGCCUACUCGACUGCCUAUUACGCCCUCCUGGUGCGAGGCAACAUGCGGCCAGGAGAGUCUCUGCUUGUCCACUCUGGCAGUGGAGGUGUCGGGCAGGCUGCCAUCUCCAUCGCCCUGUCCAUGGGUUGCACAGUCUUCACCACUGUCGGUUCCAAGGAGAAGCGAGAGUUCCUCAAGCGGCGCUUCCCUCAGCUGGAGGACCGCAACUUCGCCAACUCACGCGACCUCUCGUUCGAGGAGCACAUCCUCAUGGAGACGAAGGGCCGGGGCGUCGACCUCGUACUCAACUCGCUGGCCGAGGAGAAGCUCCAGGCCAGCGUCCGCUGCCUGGCUACCCACGGCCGAUUCCUGGAGAUUGGCAAGUUCGACCUGUCCAAGAACUCGCCGCUGGGCAUGUCCAUAUUCCUCAAGAACGUCACCUUCCACGGCAUCCUGCUGGACGCACUGUUCGGCGACGACCCCUUCGUGGCGGCCGACAAGCGCCGCGUUGCCGAGCUUGUCCGCGAGGGCAUUGCCUCGGGCGCGGUGCGGCCCCUGGACGCCAUCAAGUUCACGCGGGACCAGGCUGAGGAGGCAUUCCGGUUCAUGGCCUCCGGAAAGCACAUGGGCAAAGUGGUGCUUGAGGUCAGGCCGGAAGAGACCCCACGCAAGACAGCUCCCGCCACGCCGCUCACCGUGGAGGCCGUGGCCCGCACCUGCUUCUACGAGCACAAGUCGUACGUGAUCGCCGGCGGUCUCGGUGGCUUUGGCUUGGAGCUUGCCGACUGGAUGGUGCACCGCGGAUGCCGCAAGCUGGUGCUCAGUGCACGGUCCGGUGUGCGGACGGGAUACCAGAGGCUGUGCCUUCACCGGUGGCAGCAUGCUGGCUGCAAGGUGGUCGUGAGCAAAGCCGACGCCUCGACCGAGAAGGGCGCCCGACAGAUCAUCGAGGACGCCAAGGCACUGGGACCAGUCGGUGGCAUCUUCAACCUGGCAGUGGUCCUUCGCGACGCACUGCUUGAGAACCAAACGCAGGAGGCCUACGAGACUGUGUGCAAGCCCAAGGUGGACGGCACGCAACGUCUGGACGAACUGUCUCGAAAGAUGUGUCCGGAGAUCGACCAUUUUGUUGUGUUCUCCUCCGUGUCCUGCGGCAGAGGCAAUGCUGGGCAGACCAACUACGGCUACGCCAACUCCGUCAUGGAACGCAUUUGCGAGCGACGGGUUGCUGACGGACUACCCGGCCUGGCUAUCCAAUGGGGCGCCAUCGGUGAUGUCGGCGUCCUCCACGACACCAUGGGUGCCGAUGUGGUCGUCGGCGGCACCCUACCCCAGCGGAUCAGUUCCUGCAUGGCCGUCAUGGACCGGUUCCUCAGCCAGAGCCACCCGGUCGUCUCGAGCUUGGUAAAGGCCGACCUCUCCACCAAGUCAGAUAGCAAGAACAAGCAGGACCUUGUCCAGUCCAUCGCACACAUUCUUGGUGUGAAGGACCCAUCCAGCCUGAACCCAAACAUGAGCCUCGGCGAGCUGGGCAUGGACUCGCUCAUGGGCGUCGAGGUGAAGCAGACCAUUGAGCGCGACUACGACGUUGCUCUUUCCAUGCAAGAGAUCAGGCAGCUCACCAUCAACAGGCUGCGUGAAAUUGGCGGUGGUGCCAGCAGUGCACCGGCCAAGUCCGACAGUGCCGCCGCCAUGCCUCAAGAGAGCGAAGAAUCGGCGGACGUGUCCGAAGUACCCCGGUUGACGCUUGUCAAGGAGCUAGUUCCCCACAGCGUCCUGGUUGAGAUGAACGGGCUGAAGGGAGCCUCGCCUGUGUUCAUCAUGCACCCGAUCGAGGGCCACGUCAACGGCCUGUCUGAGCUGGCCAGUCAUCUCCCCGUUCGAGCUGUUGGAGUGCAGAGGACGCCCGACAUUCCCGUGCGGUCCAUUGAAGAGAUGGCCGCCAUCUACCUACAGAAACUCGCCGAGGUUCAACCCAAGGGACCAUACCACAUAGUUGGGUACUCGUUCGGUGCAACGGUUGCCUUUGAGAUUGCCGUUCAGCUGCAAGCAUCGGGAGCCUCCGUAGGCAGCCUGACCCUCCUGGACGGUGCCCCCCAUUACAUGGCUGUUCACACCGCCCACCACAGGUCGCGAUUCACUGACAGCAAGGACGAAGAGGAGUCCUCGCUCUUCUGCGCCUUCCUCAUGCAGUACUUGGACAUCGACUUCCUCGAGGUACGGAGUCAGAUGAACCAGUACCCGAACUGGGACGCCAAGCAGGAGGCAGCGACCGACAUUCUUCUCAAGGCGUAUCCGAAUGUGCACCCGAGUCGCCAGGAUGUGGCUACGGCUACGCGCGUCUUCUACGAGUUCCUCAAGGCUGGUUCCAACUACCAGCCGCACGCAAAGUUCCACGGUGAUGUUGUGCUUGUCAAGGCAUCCAGGCCACGAAAGAUGGCAAGGCAACUGCCAGCUGACUACGGUCUCUCUGAGUGCUGCGAGGGCAAUGUCAAGGUCCAGGUGGUCGACGGCCUUCACGAAAACUUCAUCCUCGGCGAAGGCGCAAAACUGUGUGCAGCAAUCAUCAGUCAACAAGUUAAACACUGAAGCGCAAAAGGAAAAAAAAAAUUCCCCUCCAUGUUUUAAAGAAAUCCAGGUGACCCUUUCCCAUCUCCCUAUACAACACACCCUUCCCCACCAAGACUGGCUGGACCAGGCUUUUUAGGGAACAAGUGUUUGACGACAAACCGACCGAGCCAUUCCAGCAUGGACUGUACAGAAGAGAAUCCGUUCGCGUGGUACCUGCGGGAUUAUUUAGGUGCAGGCGUGGGGCGGACAUCCCUGCUGCUGCUGCUGCUAUGUGUGAACGACCAGCAGCUACUUGUAGGCCUGUGGUAUGCAAGAGCUGGCUGGCACAAAGAGGACUUCAUAAGCAGGAGAUAUGUGUCGAUACCAAGUCACAAGGAAGUACCGUGAGUACUUCGUGCACGUCAUCGUGCAAAGUUGGUGCUACCACAGGAGUAUCGCAGCAGUCCAAGAACUUGACUGAGCUGCCGACGCACUGGAUGGCUCUGAAGCGGUGAUAUACGACUCUCGAAGUCGUCGGAAGAAGAAGAAGAAGAAGAAAAAAAAAACGGGGAUAGAGAGAUAUAUAUAUAAGUAUGAAAUGAGAGUGAGAGAGUGUAUGUGCUAUGGUAGCUGCCCGAAACUGCAUUUGCCAUUGGAAAGUGGACACGUGUUGAGACAGGUGCAAGGCUAUGAAGAGCACUUUCUCUGUCCUCUUGGGAUUGCAUCUUUGCUUUCCGUUUCGUUGAUGUCAUUUUUUUUUUUCUCAUGUAAUCACAUGUACAGAGAGAGCAGUCUAGCAAGACUGCUGUGUAUUUAUGUAAUUGCCAUACCCGUGAUGGACACUCCAUGUUCCUUAUUGUGCUUGUUUUGUUUCUAUUUUGAUCCUGAUAAUAAAGACUUGUAUCAUGUGUCA